AUGGAAAGUGAUGAAUUUAUCAACCUAAAAAUACCAAUAAAGAAAGCAAAAAGCUUCUCAACAGUAUCUAUUCCAGAAUUUGCACAAAUUCCAUACCAAUUACAGACAAAACUCGAUGAAAUAAAUGAAUCAAAUAUCGAUUCCAUCGUAGAGUUUAUCAUAUCAAACUAUAAAAAGAACGAAUUACAGAUCGCUAUUGAUGAAAUUUUAUUCUUUUCCAACUUAAAACAAAAAAGAAACAACCUUUACGGUGAAUUAUUAAUUAGAAUAGGCAGAUCUCUCGAUAAACAUAUUGAUCCAGUUAUAAUUGGCAAAGAAAAUGGGUUUGUUGUUAGAUAUAUGUACGAUCAAGGCUACUAUACCCUUAAACAAAUCAAAAACGCAUGUGAGAAUUGUAUGAUCAUCAAAAAUAAGCAGAUUUAUCUACCAUUAUACCUAUUUUUUGCACACGAAUUUGGUUUAUACGAGAAAGAUGCCCACUAUUAUGGAUUCUCUUCUAAAUAUUUUGAAAAAUUAAAGGAAGAUGAUUAUUAUUUACUGGACGAGAUACUUAAAAACGGCUAUGAAACGAAUUCUCUUACUUACUGCAUCAUGAAAGAUGACCUUGUUAAGUUCAAACAGUUCAUUGAAGCAGGAAUUGAAAAAGAUGACACAAUUGUAUUAAAUACAUUCGAAGGAUUAUACAGAGAUUACGAAUUAUACCUUGCCGAUGCCGCUGGCUACUUCGGUGCCAAGAACAUCCUUAAUUAUCUCUUUUCUCUCAAAGUUCGACCAGAUGAUGACAUAAUUCGAUGGUCAAUCAUCGGAAGACACACGGAAAUCAUUGAUUUUCUUGUCGAAAAGGAAGCCGAAUUCGAUGGCGCAAUGAAAUACGCAUUGCAAACAUAUGAUGUCGAAAUUUGUGACAAAAUUUUGAAAUUAGAUAAGAAACCAAUAUCAUUAUUAGAUGUUUCACAGACAGGAUUCAUUUCUGGAGCAAUAUAUGUACUCGGAAACACAGAAAUUCCAGGAAAAAUCGAUGGAGAAAAUGUUCAUAAUUCAUUAGUUAAUCAUCAUCGACUUUUGUCUUCAAUUUUAUUGGAAGAAGAUGCAGACAUAACAUUUAAGACUAAACAAGGUCGUACACUUCUUCAUGAUGCAGUAGAAAACGGGUAUUACGAAGUUAUUACUAAAUUAAGUACAAUGCUAUGUGAUUUUCUUGUUCCUGACAACCAAGAAACAUUUCCUCUUCAUUUGGCAGCUGCUUCUGGAAAUAUUGAUGUUUUGAAGUUCAUUUUCAACAAUUCAAGGGAAGUGUUGAAUAAGACAGACGCUGUUUUCGGAAUUCCUUUGCAUUACGCGUGCAGAUACAACUUCUAUGACGGAGUUGUUUUUCUUGUGAAUUCAGGCGCAGAAGUAAACAAAGAAGGAAGAGAUGGAUACACUCCACUCCACAUUGCUUCAAAGAGGAAUAACGAGAAAAUUGUUUUGUUCUUGAAAGAACACGGUGCUGAAAUGACUAAGAAGAGUGAGAAAGGUCACAAAGCAAAGAAAAUAUCUCAUUCAACUUUAGUCAGAGGAAUGUUUAACUAA
Molecule: messenger RNA, 1572 nt
Organism: Trichomonas vaginalis G3
Lineage: Eukaryota; Parabasalia; Trichomonadida; Trichomonadidae
Product: spectrin binding
Exons: 1
Coding region: 1-1572 (523 amino acids)
Molecular function (GO): protein binding
Source: RefSeq, a predicted model, not a curated record